Messenger RNA from Schistosoma guineensis, 1323 nucleotides. The record is from the annotation of a GenBank genome assembly. Lineage: Eukaryota; Metazoa; Platyhelminthes; Trematoda; Strigeidida; Schistosomatidae.
AUGGCGCUGAACGCAGAAAGCAGCUUAUCACAUAAUACAGGUGUUAAAACUUUAUAUGAAUCAGACCUGGAAGAUGAAAACUACUCAUCUGUGGAGAGUUAUGGCAUUAGAGAACGCAGGCGUAAGCUGCACACUGAAGCGGAGCAGCGUCGUCGAAAUGCUAUAAAGAGGGGUUUUGAAGGGUUAUUAGAGCUCGUCCAUCCAAUGAAAAACGAAUCACCCUCUCCGUCCGUUAGGAUGAGUAAAUCGAGCAUAUUACAUAAAGCUAUCUAUAUGAUUGAAAGACUUGGAAAGCAAAAGCACCAGAAAUUGUCAGAAGUCGAAAGUCUAGAAAAGGAGGUUAAAGCUCUUCGAAUACUAUGCUUGAAUUAUGAGAAAAUAGUUCAAAACAGUCCGAAUUACGAAUGUAGAUCAGUCGAGCCGAUUCCAGAUGAUACAAAACUAGAAGUGUUUCGAGUGUUUUUUGACGCCAUGUUCCGUUCAUUUGACAAUUAUAUUGUAUUCAAUUCUUUUACUGACCUCUCAGCAUCAGUGAUAAAAUGGGUUGAAGAGAGCUGUAAACCUGAAAAAAUGGCAUUCCUCAUGGAUUCUGUUCUAACUAAUAUUUUUAACCAGAAUACUGAAAUGCCUUCCGUUAGCAGUCGAAAAUUACACUGUGAUACUUUACCAAUUUAUACAGACUGUAGUACCAAUGAUAGUCAAAAUCCUUCUGAAUCUAUUGGAUCCAUACAUCCUUCAACAGAGUCAUUACUUCAAAUCAAUCCGUUAAUAGGUCAAUCUUCAGUUUACACUUAUUCAUCUAAUAAUCUACCAACACUUACAAUUGCACCGACUACAAAUAUUAAUAAUUCCACAGUUAGUACUGAAAAGCGUACUCAACUUAAUCCAAAAUUUCCUAUAAUUUCUCAAGGUAAUUCCCAUUCGAAUAAAUUAAAUAUUGUCCGAUAUCCACCGCCACCUCCACUAGUACCAGGGUCUGUUACUACUCAUCCACAAGUCAGUCUUAUCGAUGUGAACUUUCAACAAUGUGAACAGCCAUCAAAAGAUAUACGUGAAGGUGAUAAUGCAUUUUAUAAUUUUAAUUCAAUGAUUCCUAAAAAUGUUAAUUCUACAUUAGUAGUUAUUGAUCAGUCAUCUUUACUCACUGAUGAUCAAGUUAAACAUGACAUUAAAUCAACAUCAUCAUCAUCAUCAUCACCUCAUACAAUAAACUCUUCUUGCAACUUAAUCAUGAAUGAGAUGAAUUUACCUAGAGAGCUGUCGUCAUUGCAUAAUUCUAGUCACGUUCAACAGUAUAAAGAGUUUAUUGACGAUUUAUUAUGA